Molecule: messenger RNA, 798 nt
Organism: Brassica napus (rape)
Lineage: Eukaryota; Viridiplantae; Streptophyta; Magnoliopsida; Brassicales; Brassicaceae
Exons: 2
Coding region: 1-798 (265 amino acids)
Source: RefSeq, a predicted model, not a curated record
AUGAAUUUGUGUGUCAACUCAAGGGGAGGUACAUGUUUUCUUUCAUCAAAAGACACCUCUAAAGAUUCUCACACGGGGGAGUACAUCUUCAAUUACAUUGACCAGUGGAUUGAAGAUAUAGGAGCUGCAAAGGUAGUGCAAGUGGUCACUGAUAAUGCUACAAACAACGUGGCAGCUGCAAAGAUGCUGAAACAAAAGAGACCAAAUAUAUUUUGGACAGGUUGUGCUGCACACACUAUAGAUCUGAUGCUCGAGGGAAUUUCUAAGCUUCCGGGAAUUGCAAAGAUAAUUGACCAAGCAAAGGCUGUUACGAUCUUUAUAUAUGCUCAUCAUACAACACUGUCCAUGAUGAGAACAUGUACAAAUAACAGAGAUAUCGUAAGACCAGGAGCAACAAGAGGAAAGGCACAACUGAUGAGCAUGUUUGGCAGUGAUGAGUGGCAUAGUUGUAAGCAUUCUAAGUGUCUGAAGGGUAAGAAUACAUUUGACACGAUUAUGAGUCAUGGGUUUUGGAGUAGUGUGAAUGUUGUCUUGAAGAUCUUCAGCCCUCUGGUGAAGGUUCUAAGGCUGGCUGAUGGGGAGAAAGUACCUUCUCUUGGAUUCAUUUAUGGUGAGAUUAUCGAAGCUAAGAAUUCUAUCAAAGAAGCUUCAAAUCAUUUGGAGAAGAACUACCAACCUAUCUUUCGAAUCAUUGAAGAGAAAAUGAAAGAUAGGUUAGAUACUCCUUUGCAUGUGGCUGCCUACUUUCUCAAUCCAUAUUAUUUCUACAAAGAUCCAGAAAUUCAAAAAAGACUAUGA